AUGGCAACAAAUGGCGCUAAAACCGUCACGGUGGACGGACAGGUGGCGAUGGAGCUGAACGAGGUCAUGACCCAUGACAGAUCCAAACCGGAGGAGAUACAGGAGGAACCGAAUGACGACAAGAAGAAGAAGAAGAAAAAGGAUAUUCCUGACAGAGAAACAUGGGCGGGAAAGUUCGACUUCCUGCUGUCUUGUGUUGGAUACGCCAUUGGGCUCGGAAACGUGUGGAGAUUCCCAUACCUGUGUGGGAAAAAUGGCGGAGGGGCCUUCUUGAUUCCUUACUUUCUGACCCUCAUAUUUGCUGGAAUGCCCUUGUUUCUCCUCGAGUGUUCACUCGGUCAGUACACGUCCAUCGGUGGCCUCGGAGUGUGGAAGCUGGCGCCAAUGUUCAAAGGAGUCGGCCUCGCUGCAGCCGUGCUCUCCUUCUGGCUCAACAUUUAUUACAUCGUCAUCAUCGCUUGGGCUUUGUACUACCUGUACAACUCCUUCACCACUGAACUUCCCUGGAAAUCCUGCAACAAUCCCUGGAACACAGAGAGAUGUUUCACAAACUACAGCAUUGUAAACACCACCAACCUGACCAGCGCCGUGGUGGAGUUUUGGGAACGCAAUGUGCAUAACAUCACUGACGGUUUGGAGAAACCGGGGCAGAUCCGUGUCCCGCUAGCAAUAACUCUGGCCAUCGCUUGGGUUCUCGUGUACUUCUGCGUCUGGAAAGGUGUUCGCUGGACUGGAAAGGUUGUGUAUUUCUCGGCCACCUACCCCUACUUCAUGUUAUUUAUUCUGUUCCUCCGUGGAGUCACACUUCCAGGAGCGAAAGAAGGAAUUCUGUUCUACAUCACACCUGAUUUUGAGAAGCUUAAAGAGUCUGAGGUCUGGCUGGAUGCUGCGACUCAGAUCUUUUUCUCGUAUGGUUUGGGGCUUGGUUCUCUGAUCGCACUCGGCAGCUACAACCGUUUCAACAAUAACAUUUACAGAGACUCAGUCAUUGUGUGCCUUAUAAACUCAUCCACUAGUAUGUUUGCUGGAUUUGUCAUUUUCUCCAUUGUGGGUUUCAUGGCUCACGUGACUAAGAGACAGAUAGCUGAUGUAGCUGCUUCAGGUCCAGGCUUGGCAUUUUUAGCAUAUCCUGAAGCCGUGACACAGUUACCCAUCUCCCCGCUGUGGGCCAUCCUCUUCUUCUCCAUGCUGCUCAUGCUGGGAAUCGACAGCCAGUUCUGUACGGUGGAAGGCUUCAUCACCGCUCUGGUGGACGAGUUCCCGGCGAUCCUGAGGAAAAGACGAGAGAUUUUCAUCGCAUGUGUGUGCAUCGUGUCGUAUAUAAUCGGCCUCUCCAAUAUCACACAGGGCGGCCUUUACGUCUUCAAACUCUUCGAUUAUUAUUCUGCCAGUGGCACAUGUCUACUGUUCCUGGUUUUCUUCGAGUGUAUCUCCAUCUCCUGGUGUUACGGUGUGAAUAAAUUCUACAGUAACAUUGAGGAGAUGAUCGGAUAUAAACCCUGCCUAUGGUGGAAACUCUGCUGGGUGUUUUUCACUCCUCUGGUUGUUGCAGGAGUUUUUCUGUUCAGCGCCAUCCAAAUGGUUCCUCUCAAAAUGAAUAACUACGUGUUCCCGGCGUGGGGUCAGGGAGUCGGCUGGUUCAUGGCUGUCUCCUCCAUGAUUCUCAUCCCGGGAUACAUGGCCUACAUGUUCCUCACCACCAGGGGAAAAUCUAAAGAGUCAGUGCGAUCUCAGGAGAACAGACCUGAACAGCAGCAGCAGGGUGAAAACGCCAUCUCCGUGUACCUCGCCAACGCACACGCCCCGAACCGAGAGCAGUCACCGAGCGCGUAA
Neoarius graeffei (lesser salmon catfish) is the source of this 1833-nucleotide messenger RNA. It is a transcript of the gene slc6a1a, whose product is annotated as solute carrier family 6 member 1a. NCBI's taxonomy places the organism in Eukaryota, Metazoa, Chordata, Actinopteri, Siluriformes, Ariidae. The coding region runs from base 1 to 1833 and encodes 610 amino acids. Gene Ontology annotation, cellular component: plasma membrane; axon; cell surface. The transcript is spliced from 14 exons. The record is from RefSeq and is a predicted model, not a curated record. Gene Ontology annotation, biological process: neurotransmitter transport; sodium ion transmembrane transport. Gene Ontology annotation, molecular function: gamma-aminobutyric acid:sodium:chloride symporter activity.